AUGGUGUACAGGUCUGGCACCAUGAACACUGGAGACCAAGUGUUGAUGACUUUGAUGCGCUUGCGCCUGUGCUUGCUUUAUGGAGACCUUGCACGGCGCUUCCAUAUACCAGUUGCACAAGUUGGAAGAGUGUUCCGCAAGCUCAUGAACAUCUUAGCAGGCAUUUUCUCCAAAGUGAUUGCCUGGCUGCCAAAAGAGGAGAUUUUAGCGACUCUCCCUGCUCAGUUCAUCGAGGGUGGAUACGCAAAUACCACGGCCAUCAUCGAUUGCACGGAAGCACCACUCCAAAUGCCGAAACGGCUGUUUGCCAGAGGACAGUCUUUCAGCUACUACAAAGGACGGAACACGGUGAAGUUCCUGAUUACUGUCGCACCGAGUGGAGUCGUGAAGUUGGUGUCCUGUGCAUACGGAGGGCGUGCGUCCGACAAGCACAUAGUAGACGAGUCUGGUUUCGUCGAGUACCUGUCGCACAAUGAUCACAUAAUGGCUGACAAAGGAUUUAGCCUCAGCACCGAGAUGAAAGAAGAGGGGGUGAAACUGAACGUCCCAGCCUUCACAAGAGGACGGAAGCAGAUCUCCGAAAUGGAGGCGACCGUGUCUAGAAGAAUUUCAAGGCUGCGGAUUCAUGUGGAAAGGGCCAUUGGAAGAAUUAAAACGUACCGGAUAUUGAAGCAACCUCUGGCGAUUCACCCCAAAAAGAUAAUGAACAAAAUCGUCCAGGUCUGUGCUGGGCUGUGCAACUUGAAGGGUCCCCUGAUUGCCAACAGAGAGCCUCAGAAGCGCAAGAUAAGGGACAACAAUGAUUAA
Molecule: messenger RNA, 807 nt
Organism: Ixodes scapularis (black-legged tick)
Lineage: Eukaryota; Metazoa; Arthropoda; Arachnida; Ixodida; Ixodidae
Exons: 1
Coding region: 1-807 (268 amino acids)
Source: RefSeq, a predicted model, not a curated record